UACGCCUGGCGCGCGAGCGAAGCGCAUGUGUCCCGUUGCCUCAUCCCGGAUCGUAUAUUACGUCCGAUCUCGUGAUUAUCAUAAAUAGAAAAUAAUUAAUACGGAACUACACGCGUGUUGAGUGCUAUGAACUGGAUCUGACUGUGCCUGUGCUGCAGUGUGGACGUAAUAUGUCGAACUAAUCGCUUGUUUUAGUGACUGUCGAAUUAGAAUUUACAAAUUAUUUACUUUUAAUUUAAGUUGACGGACUUUAGAAAACUGCCGUUAUUUCUACGAGCUUAAAAGGAUAUGAAAGCUGUAUCACGCUUAUGACUUUGUGUAACGGAAUGUUAUAACAUCGAAUAACCGGCCACAUCUUAGAUCCUUGUUGGCGUAUACAUGAGAUGGUAUGGGUUCACAAGGCGUAGCAAAAUGGCGAUGGUGGUUUGUGGUGGCGGCGUGGUGGUGCGGCGCGGCUGCUCGCACGCUGUGCCCAGCACGCUGCUCCUGCGACGAUGCCCUGCGAGCCGCCUCCUGUGCAAACGCCGGCCUCGAAAUUGUACCCAUCCAGCUCAAUCCGGAAGCCACUCACAUCAACCUAACACAGAAUUCAAUCAGCAAUCUCCUGUACACCUUUCCGUUUUACACGCAAUUGACUGUUCUCGAUAUCUCUCACAACAAAAUUCAAGAUUUAGGUAGUAAGAAUUUUGAAAAUAAUAUCGAAAUGACACAUCUUAACUUGAGUGAUAAUUUCUUAAAACGAUUGGACGUCGGCACAUUCGUUGGAUUGAAAAGACUCGUUGAUUUAGAUUUAUCUAACAAUCAGAUAACCGACAUCCACGUACAGAGCUUUAAAGAUUUGGCAGUUUUAGAAAGACUCGAUUUGUCAAGCAAUAAAUUAGUGAGUUUCGAAGUUGAAACGUUCGAGCCUUUAUCAUCCUUAAAAAUACUAUCAUUGAAGAAUAAUUCUAUCCUGGACAUACCUUCAUCUAAUUUUGUAUAUCUAAUUCACCUAGAGUUUUUGGAUUUAUCUGAGAAUUUAAUUCAACAAGUUUCGAAACAAGGCAUCCCGUACUUAAAAGAACUUAAACAUGUUGAUCUUAAUAACAAUAUCAUUGAGAGUGUUGAUCAACUCGGAUUUCAAAAUCUGCCUUCGCUGCGCCAUUUAGAUCUCAGCGACAAUAAUAUGACUUCAAUUCCCACGUCUGCUCUUUCGAAACUAUCAAACUUAUCUCAUUUAUACUUAAGUGGAAACUUUUUUCAAAACGUAACGGCACUGUCUUUCCAAAGUUUAUUCCAUUUAAGACAUUUGCAUUUGAGUCGACUUUUCGAACUUGAAAAGAUUGAUUCUCGAGCUUUCGUCGACAAUAUCAAUCUGCAAAAGAUUUGGAUGAAUGAAAACAUUAAAGUGAGAGAAGUACCACCGAGAUUGUUCCAUGGAAAUCCAAAAUUAACUCACAUUUAUAUGAAAAACAAUGCGUUAGAAACGCUAGAAGCUGCACACUUUCCUAUUGAUAGACUGCAAGAAUUGGAAAUAUCGGGUAAUCCAUUCGUAUGCAAUUGCUCGUUACUUUGGCUGUGGAAAUUGGGAAGAGAAUGUGAAAUGAAUAUAAAGCGAUCUGAUAACGCAAGUACCAUACUAAAGAUAGACUACGAAGAAGUAAAAUGUGCUGCACCGGAGCAUUUAAAAGACGUCUUACUAGUGCCAAUUCCAGAAUCGGAAUUCGGAUGUUCGAAUGGUUGGGUCAUUGUAGCAGUUGUUGUAAUGACUGUGAGUAUAAUAAUUAGUCUUGUAGGCGGUGGAUUAUAUUUCAUGGGACCUUUAAAGAAAUGUAAAGGUGAUAAAUCUAAACAGGUGAUGACGAGUGUAAUGUUAAACAGUGACGUAUCAAAAUUGGGCAACGGAUUAGGUUAUUCAACACGAAGUAGAGAGCAAGAUAAUAAGAGAGAAGUUGAUCGAUAUUUGAUGAUAGGGUCUUCCGUAACUAAUAACUUUCAUUCGCUGAAUCCUCCUUGGCACAGUGUUGACAAAAAUCCUUACUACCAGGAGGAUAGUGAGGAACAUAUUUAUCAACAGUUUGCUUAUGAAACUAUCCCUCACCACCGAACUCCGGAGAAGCCACACAUAGUGUACGUUUAACAAAGGUUUUAAACAAAAGACAAUUGCAACCAUAAAUUGGCUUCGUUCUUUGAUAUUAAUCUAUAGACGGACGUAAUAAUGCAAUAAUGUAUAUAGUGAUACGAAUAAAUUUGUAAUGUGAUAGCUUUGUAUAUAGAUUUGUAAAUAAUUUUUGCAGAUAAAGACAUUACAUUUAUGCAUAAUUAUAAUUUUAAACUAUGUAUAAAUUUCAUCUUGUUGUAGUUGUUAAUUGUAUUUAUAAUUUUUAUCUUGUAAAAUGAAGGUCCAUUAUUAAUUAUACGUUUUGUUGUUCGUAGACAUUGUACGGCUCUGCGGAUGAUAGCUUCACUUUAGAUCCUAAAGUUUUGCAUUGUAAAUUGUGUAGGAUUUUCAUAUUGUUUAUUUUAUAGUUCCUCAAAUAGUAUGGGUAAUCCGAUAAUGUAAAUUUCUGAUAAACUUUUAAGUAUAAUUUAAUGUUACAAAAUACUCAUGUAAUUGCAUAGUAGUUGAAUAUCUAUAUAUUUUUAAAUGUAACACCAAUAACGAAAACAUUGUACAAAUAUGAGCAAUAUAUAGUAACUAAAUUGAAGUAUGUUAGUUUUAUUUGAAGCGUUGUUAUAGCGGUUAAAGUUAUUUAGCAUGAAAUCUGAUGUCAUUAAUACAUAUUGGUACAAUCAAUAUUUACGUGAUUAGAACGGUAGACAGUACAUACUCGUAGCUAGAAUACAUAAAAGGUUAUACGUUAUCCAGUUGCUCUGAUGGGAAGGGGUACAAAUGAGAUGAUAUAUUAUUUAUCAGCUAUUUUUAUAAAUUGAUUUCAUUGCGAUCGUUUUGUGGUGUUAUGUUGAGAUAAUAUGAAAUUAAUAUUUUUAUACUUAGUGAAUAUGUACAAUAUGACAAUUUUGUGAUUUUAAAGUUACUGGGCUAAGGUGUCAUUGAAAUACAAACGAAAAAAA
Papilio polytes (common Mormon) is the source of this 3054-nucleotide messenger RNA. Its product is annotated as insulin-like growth factor-binding protein complex acid labile subunit. The record is from RefSeq and is a predicted model, not a curated record. Gene Ontology annotation, molecular function: protein binding. NCBI's taxonomy places the organism in Eukaryota, Metazoa, Arthropoda, Insecta, Lepidoptera, Papilionidae. The coding region runs from base 389 to 2119 and encodes 576 amino acids. The transcript has 3 exons.